Neoarthrinium moseri is the source of this 2376-nucleotide messenger RNA. RefSeq lists its product as uncharacterized. Gene Ontology annotation, biological process: regulation of DNA-templated transcription; DNA-templated transcription. NCBI's taxonomy places the organism in Eukaryota, Fungi, Ascomycota, Sordariomycetes, Amphisphaeriales, Apiosporaceae. The record is from RefSeq and is a predicted model, not a curated record. The coding region runs from base 1 to 2376 and encodes 791 amino acids. The transcript has 3 exons. Gene Ontology annotation, molecular function: zinc ion binding; DNA-binding transcription factor activity, RNA polymerase II-specific; DNA binding.
AUGCAGUAUGAUGAGCCUAGCUCGAGCAGGCCGCUAGCUCAGCCCGCGCCACGCACAGCGACGAGCACUCAACCCGCUGUCGCCGCCGCCGCUGCUGCUGUUCCCGCUGCUGCCCCGAGGGUCCAGGUCAAGAAGGAACCGCCCGCCGAAGAUCGCAUUGGACGCAUCCAGGCCGCGGGCACGAGCAGGCGGACGGUGUGCGACCACUGCCGCAAGAGGAGGAUCAGAUGCGAUGGGCAGUUCCCCUGCCAGCAAUGUGCCGGCGCGGCCCUGACUUGCAAGAGGGACCAUGUCCCCAAGAAGAGGGGCCCCAAGAGGGGCCACGGCCGUGUCAUCAAUGAGCUGAGGGCUCAGGAGAUGAAAGGUCCUCGAGGUUUGGAGAGUGCCAGCGGCUCAGAUGUCGACACAGACCAAUUCAACUCGGCGCCGACGUCUGCAGCACCCUCACCGCCCGCCCAGCCCUUCAUUCCCUGGGCGACGGUGACUCCAGACCCACGACACGUACCGGAGCCGAAGAGUGCUUUCACGAGCGAUGCAUAUCAGCCCAGAACCCGGGACUACCUCUACCUAAUCCCGCGCUGUGUCGAGCUGUACUACGAGCAUAUAUAUCCCAUAAUGCCGCUCUUAUACAUGCCCACGAUACGAAACACCAUCACACGGCCUAUGGUCCCCUCGGAGAAAAAUCUCAUUUACGCGCUCAGCGCUCUCACCGCGUUUCACAUGGCCGGGAAGUCACUGUCGGCAGCAGCACAGCCGUGUUGGGACGAGGUGGGGCGUUUCUUUCUUGACGAAUGCAUCUCAAUCCGGCAGAGAUACGACUUCCUUGAGGAUACAUCUCUCUACGCCGUCAUAUCAUCCUUCUGGCUUAGCACCAGCUUCUUCGAGAUUAACCAGAGCCGCAAGUCUUGGUUUUAUCUGCGCGAGGCGCUGACUCUAGCCAUUGACCUCCGGCUUCACGAUGACGCGGCUAACUUCGGCCUACCACCGGAAGAAGUCCUAUGCCGACAGCGGGUUUUCUGGAUCUUAUUUGUGACGGAACGCAGUUUUGCGAUUCUGAGGAACAAGCCCCUUACUUUCCGGAAGACUCCCUCACUGCCGACGACGAUGCAUAGUUAUGAGUCACCUGAAAUACAUAUCGGGUUUCGCCAAUUAGUCAGCAGCUACUACCCUCUCGAUGAAUCUUUUGUGGCAGCCUGGAAUGACGGGAGCGAUCCGCGCAUCUCGAAGACGACCUACAUGAACUUGCAGGAAGUGCUAGCACAACCUCUGGAGUUUCUGAGACCAAAGAGGAAGAGCCCCAGUCCCCCUGUCGCGCUUCUUUCUAGCAGCGCAUCGUCAUCCGAGGAAGAUCCUGAUGAGCCGGACCCGACGGCGAUUCAGAAAGCAGAUUUGUUGAUUACCCAGCAAUGGCUACGCCUCAUUGUUUGGCAGUCCUCCUUCCGGCAGGGUCUCUUGUCUACAGCCUCGUCCGACGAAAGCUUCUCUUUCUCGUUCCCACUGUCAAUAGCCCGUGACACGGCAGCAAUCUUGCAAUCUAUCCCUAGCCGGGCAGUCGAAGUCCACGGGAUGGGCAUAUUCGAGAAGAUCUUUGAGAUUGGCACGUGGAGUGUAAAUGUCAUGGGCGCAUACGACUCAGGAACUACGAAUCCUAGUCGACCUUUCGGAGGAGCCAUGGAUGGAGUCGGUGGAAUGGAUUUUGUUGGUGGCGAACUCUCUCUGUUUGGACGAUCCGGACGAAGCGGUGCAGUACUCGAUCCUCUGGAGUUUUUCAUCAAGACCUUGAGCGCCAGUCCCAACAGCCAGACCAUGUAUGCCGAUAAGUUACUCCUAUUCGCCGAGCAGACGCCGGGUAGACUCAGAACCAACCUCAGUCCUGUGUUGCCUAGCUUCGGUCGACCUUCAAGGCAGCAAUCCUGGGGAAGCACCAGCAGCGGCGUUGUGGGGGAAGUGCCCGAUGAGAACGGGUCAGAUGAGAUCUUGGGGUCGAUGGAUCUUGGUACUGAUCAACUAAUGAAUAAUGGGAUCGGUUUUCCUGCGAGUUCGGCUCGCGGGUCCGUGUUGGGAAGUUUCGACACGACGAGUAGUGAUCUUGGAUUAAGCAUCGUGACUACACGGAGUUCAGGGUACAGCAUUCCGGAUGGGCCGAUGUCUGCAGGCCUGUCGACAGCAUUUUCGGACCUUAGCACGGGAGGCGACGAGUACGGGUUUGGCAGUGCAUUUACGAGCGACAUGACGGGUAUUGAAUCUUCAAGGGCAAAUUCGGUGUUUAUGACCGGUAUGGCUGCGCCAUGGGAACAUGCAACGGACCAAGGACGGAAAAGGGGCGGACAGGCCAACGGCAACGGCAGCACGGAAAGGAUUAUGGGUGUUUGGUGA